This is a messenger RNA of Corticium candelabrum, 583 nucleotides long. Its product is annotated as protein Dr1-like. Gene Ontology annotation, cellular component: negative cofactor 2 complex. Lineage: Eukaryota; Metazoa; Porifera; Homoscleromorpha; Homosclerophorida; Plakinidae. Gene Ontology annotation, biological process: RNA polymerase II preinitiation complex assembly; negative regulation of transcription by RNA polymerase II. The coding region runs from base 35 to 568 and encodes 177 amino acids. The record is from RefSeq and is a predicted model, not a curated record. Gene Ontology annotation, molecular function: RNA polymerase II general transcription initiation factor activity; protein heterodimerization activity; TBP-class protein binding. The transcript has 6 exons.
GAGGCAAUCAGUCACGUGAGUGAAGCGGAUCAAAAUGAUGGCAGACCAGGACCCACAAGCAGACGAUGACGUAAACCUUCCAAGAGCUGCUGUCAACAAGCUCAUCAAGGAGAUGCUUCCUAAUAUCAGAGUUGCAAACGAUGCGAGAGAGUUGAUUCUUAACUGCUGCACAGAGUUUAUUCAUCUUCUGGCUUCAGAAGCCAAUGAGCUAUGCGGCAAACAAUCUAAGAAAACCAUAACUCCCGAGCACAUCAUUAAGGCUCUCGAAUCCUUGGGCUUUGCCUCAUAUGUUGUUGAAGUCAGUGAUGUCUUAACUGAACAUAAGAAAGAAGCAAAGACUCGGCGAAAAGCAAGUACAAAACUAGAGAAGAUGGGUAUCCCAGAGGAAGAACUACUGCGUCAACAGCAAGCGUUAUUUGCACAAGCAAGAAUAGAACAAGCACAGGCCGAACAGGAAGAGUUCAUGAAAUGGAAGCAAGCGCAGACAAUUCAACAGCAAGAAUCAAGCACCAUAGCACCAGUUAGCGAACACGACAACCACAACGACGAACACGACGACGACAACUAGACAACCCUGAAGUCU